Molecule: messenger RNA, 8359 nt
Organism: Equus quagga
Lineage: Eukaryota; Metazoa; Chordata; Mammalia; Perissodactyla; Equidae
Gene: ZBTB40
Product: zinc finger and BTB domain containing 40
Exons: 22
Coding region: 812-4558 (1248 amino acids)
Biological process (GO): regulation of transcription by RNA polymerase II
Cellular component (GO): nucleus
Molecular function (GO): protein binding; RNA polymerase II cis-regulatory region sequence-specific DNA binding; DNA-binding transcription factor activity, RNA polymerase II-specific
Source: RefSeq, a predicted model, not a curated record
GCUGUGUACCAGGCACCACUGUGCUAGGCCUUAUGGUUACCGGGGUGAGCAAGAUGGACCUGAAACCUAGUGCCUGAGACAGUGAAGAAAUAAAGUUAUUCCAAAUUGUGGCAGCUGCUGUACAGAAAACAAAGCAGUGCUGACCUGGGAGACCACCUUUCACCAGAACAGGCCCAGAACGUCCUUUGAGAAAGGUAGUGUAAGCUGAAACUUGUUGAGUGACAAGGAUCCAGUCCAGCAAGAAGGGGAAAGAGAGAAGGUGGAAGGAAGAAUCUUUCAGCAAGUUCAGAGACUGUGAGGUGGCACGAACUCGGAGUGUUGCAGAACUGGAAGAGGCGAGUGAGAGGAAGAGUGGUAGAAGCCUAAUUCUUUGGCUCUAGGCGCGAACUUCUUGCGGAUGGAGUCAGCUCCUGAGAAGAAGGAAGCCUUCUAGGACUGGCCUGACUGUUGGGUCUUCCUCCUUGACGCCUUUAGCUCCUUGUCCGAACCUGCUCUCAAAGACCGUGUCAGGGGCUCUGGCCGCAGCGAGCCUGCCAUUUCUCUUCCAUCUGAUACUUCAGCUGUCAUGCCGGAUGCCUAGUUCCAAAACUAUUUAAUGAGGCUGAUUCACAGUCUCUCUUGGUUGUCAUAAUAACAGCUAACACAGAGAGGCAGUGGAUUUUUGAGAAUACAGGCCUCAGAGCCAGACUGCCUGAGUUUGAACCCAGCUCUUGCACACACUAGUUGUGUGACCCCAAAAUCUAGUACUGAUCAUCACAAAGUGGAUUCUGGAAGAAGAGAGGGAGAGAAGCCCUUGGGCCGAGCUGCUGCGAUGGAGCUCCCCAACUAUAGCCGGCAGCUGCUGCAGCAGCUCUACACUCUGUGCAAGGAGCAGCAGUUCUGUGACUGCACCAUUUCCAUUGGUACCAUUUACUUCAAGGCCCACAAACUGGUCCUGGCUGCUGCCAGCCUCCUCUUCAAAACCCUGCUGGACAACACAGACACCAUCUCCAUCGAUGCAUCUGUGGUGAGCCCUGAGGAGUUUGCCCUCUUGUUAGAAAUGAUGUACACUGGCAAACUACCUGUGGGCAAGUACAACUUCUCCAAAAUCAUCUCUUUAGCCGACAGCCUACAGAUGUUUGAUGUGGCUGUUAGUUGUAAAAAUCUUCUGAGCAGCCUUGUAAACUGCUCUGUUCAGGGGCAGGUGGUAAGUGAUGUCUCAGUACCAGCCUCAGAGUCCUUCAGGAAGGAAUUGGAGAAGCCAGAAGUAGAAAUCCUUUCCUCUGAGGGUGCUGGAGAGCCUCAUUCCUCCUUGGAGGUUUCUACCCCUCCAGGGGGCCCUGUGAAGGCCGAGACUGAGGAGACUGAGGAAGCAGUCCAUACGGUUGCCCAAGAGAUGAGUGUGGGUCCUUCCACUGCCCAGGAGCUUCAGGGGACUGCAGACACCCCAGUGGAGACUCUGCAUGCAGCUCGAGUUUGUUCCCCCUGCCCUGUUGUACAAGCCUUUAGUGAGGCAAAGGAGACAAGCCCAGAACCAGAGUAUGUGAAGAAACACUACCAGUUGAAUUUCCUUCUAGAAAAUGAAAAUAUCUUCUCAGACGCACUCUUGAUUACCCAUGAUGUCUUAAAAAGACUAGAAGAAUGUUCAGAAAUUAAAGGUGCACAGAAGGAGACCAUAAUGGGAUGUCUUGAGGGUGAAGAAGGACAUGCAGCAUUCCAGAGAAUCCUGGAUAAAGUAAGAGAUGAGAGCCUGGAUGUUCAGACUGUCGUGUCCCUGUUGAGGCUGUACCAAGAUUCUAACCCUGCAGUAAAGACAGCGCUGUUAGACAGCAAGCCGGAGGAUGUAGAAGCAGUGCGGCCAAAAGCUCUUCCUCCCCCAGGGAGCACGGAGGAGGGAAAGACCUUGUCUGUUCUGUUGCUGGAACACAAAGAGGACCUGAUCCAGUGUGUAACACAGCUGAGACCUAUUGUGGAGUUCCUGGAAACAGCCAAGGAGGAAUUCCUGCCUGGCCCUGAGAAAAGGGUGAUUCUGGAUUGCUGUGAGGGCAGAAAACCCAAGGAGACAAUAGAAAAUUUGUUGCACAGGAUGUCUGAAGAGAAGACCCUUGCUGCUGAGAGUUUGGUAAAACUCCUUCAGGCUGUGAAGAUGACAUUCCCAAACCUGGGCCUUCUGCUGGAGAAUUUGCAGAAAUUAGCCGCUUUGCCGAGCACCACAGUCCAAGCAAGUGCGGAUGAUUAUGGGACUGAGCUGUUGAGACGAUAUCAAGAAAACCUUUCUGAGAUUUUCACUGACAACCAGAUGUUACUAAAAAUGAUCCCACGUGUGAAGAGUUUAGCCUCUGGAGACAGAGAGGUCAUGGAGAAGCUUGUGCAGCGUGACUCUGGUUCGGGCGGUUUCAGUUCCCUGGUGUCAGCAGUUCUAGAGAAGCAGACUCUCUCUGCGGCAGCCGUUUGGCAACUGCUGCUGGAGGCUCAGGAGGCAAAGAGCUGCCCACUGAACCUGCUCGUGGAGGAAAUACGAAGGGAGCCUGGGGCCGAUGCUUUCUUCCGAGCAGUGACCACCCCACAAAGUGCUGCCUUAGAAGCUGUCCUGAGACAUCACAAACUGAUCCUGGAGGCCAUCCAGCAAAGGACUGAACUCAAGGGCUUUCCCUCAGAGGACGAGAGCCUGGUGGACACUGUGAAAGAGAUUCUGAGCGUUUCCUCUGAGACAGCCAGCCCCGAAGCCUCUCUGAGAGCAGUGCUGAGCAGAGCCAUGGAGAAAUCCGUCUCGGCCAUUGAAAUAUGUCACCUCCUGUGCAGCAUCCACGGAUCUUUCCCCAGCCUGCAGCCUGUCAUGCGGGAGUUAGCACACGCUGGUUUCCUUACUCAGGAAAAUGGAGAGGAAGGGUGGAAGGUGAGUAAUACAUUUCACCUUGAAGCCAAUGACAAAGCAGAUGAAAAGGCGGCUGAGCCAGCUGAAGAAGACCGCCAGUCUGGGAAGCAGAACGAGCAAGGAGAGGCUGGCUCCUUGCCAGAACAAGAGAACGACACGUCUGCCUCCCCAGACUCUGCCAAGAAGAGCUUCAUCUGUAAGGCCUGUGACAAAAGCUUCCAUUUCUACUGCCGCCUCAAGGUGCACAUGAAGCGCUGCCGGGCAGCCAAGAGCAGACAGGUGCAGUGUAAAGAGUGUAACGAGACCAAGGAUUCUAAGAAAGAGCUGGAGAAACAUCAGCUGGAAGCCCAUGGUGCAGGUGGAGAGACUGACGUCCCCAAGAAGAAGAAGAAGAGGCUCCCGGUGACGUGUGACCUCUGUGGAAGAGAAUUUGCUCACGCCUCAGGCAUGCAGUACCACAAGCUGACAGAGCACUUUGACGAGAAGCCUUUCUCCUGUGAAGAGUGUGGGGCAAAGUUUGCAGCCAAUUCUACCCUGAAGAACCACCUUCGCCUCCACACUGGGGACCGCCCAUUCAUGUGCAAGCACUGCCUCAUGACCUUCACUCAGGCCUCUGCCCUGGCCUACCACACCAAGAAGAAGCACUCAGAAGGAAAAAUGUACGCAUGCCAAUACUGUGAUGCUGUGUUUGCCCAGUCCAUUGAGCUAUCCCGCCACGUGAGGACCCACACUGGCGACAAGCCGUACGUCUGCCGGGACUGUGGCAAGGGCUUUCGGCAAGCCAAUGGCCUCUCCAUCCACCUGCACACCUUUCACAACGUGGAGGAUCCCUAUGACUGCAAGAAGUGUAGGCUGAGCUUCCCCACCCUGCAGGACCACCGCAGGCACAUCCACGAGGUGCACUCCAAGGAGUACCACCCCUGCCCCACGUGCGGGAAGAUCUUCAGCGCCCCUUCCAUGCUCGAGCGGCACAUGGUGACCCACGUCGGAGGGAAGCCCUUCAGCUGUGGCAUCUGCAACAAGGCCUACCAGCAAUUGUCUGGUCUGUGGUACCACAAUCGGACCCACCACCCUGACGUGUUUGCUGCUCAGAACCAUCGAUCUUCCAAGUUCUCGUCACUCCAGUGCAGCUCCUGUGACAGAACCUUUCCCAACACCGUUGAGCACAAGAAGCACAUCAAAGCGGAGCACGCAGAUAUGAAGUUCCACGAAUGUGAGCAGUGUAAGGAGCUCUUCCCCACGCCAGCUCUGCUGCAGGUUCACAUCAAGUGCCAGCAUUCAGGCUUGCAGCCCUUCAGGUGCUUGUACUGCGCGGCUACGUUCCGCUUCCCCGGGGCCCUGCAGCACCACGUGACCACGGAGCACUUCAGGCAGUCGGAGAGCACCUUCCCUUGUGAGCUCUGUGGGGAGCUCUUCACCUCCCAGGCCCAGCUGGACGGCCACUUGGAAUCUGAGCACCCAAAGGUGACAAGCACUGAAACCCAAGCAGCAGCCUCGCAGAUGGUGCAGGUGAUCCAAACCCCAGAGCCAGCGGCCCCAACAGAGCAGGUGAUCACUUUGGAGGAGACCCAGCUUGCUGGCUCGCAGGUGUUUGUGACGUUGCCAGAUUCGCAGACAUCUCAGACCAGCUCUGAACUCGUGGCUGUGACCGUGGAGGAUUUGCUGGAUGGUACCGUGACCCUGAUCUGUGGUGAGGCCAAGUGAGCUGCUGCCCCUCCAGUGGAGGGCCCUGCGUUUGCUGCAGAGAGAGCACCCCGAAGCUUGCCCUUUGCUCUCCACCCCUGCUAUCCUGAGGGGGCAUCUUAGCCUGGCACCAGCCUAAAUGGUCUCACUUGGAAAACAGACAAGCAUCAUUGUUUCCAUAGAACCAGCAAGGUCCCAGUCAUCAACGUCAACACCACCACCCUCCGUAGCAGGCAGGCCUGUUUGCCCCCACGUCUCCUGCUGUGGCCUCUGUGACGCUGUCCAUCCCAGUGGAGUGUAGCUUCUGAAAGAGCAGUGGGAUAGGAGCCCUCAAGGCAGCCAGAGGGGUGAUGUGCCAGCAGCCCUCCGUGUGCAGAACAGCAGGUGGAUAUGGGCCGUGGCCCACAGAGUGGGGCUGCAUAUGCUGCCAGUGCCUUCUGACCAUUUAAACUGAGAAACAAGCACCAGCAGACUGUCCAGGGACUCCCAGCCUUGAGCACACUUGCCCCGCCCUCACUUGUAUCACCCUCCCAGCUGCUUGGGUCACCAGCCCCAUUGUGGUGGCCCUAGGGCAGGUGGCAGCGUGUUAAUGAAGGAAGGCUUCAUUCCCGCGUUAUCAGUACAGUCAGCCCUUCCCCAGACAAAGCCUUUGGAGUGUUCCUGCUGGAAUUCUUCCCUAGAGGCCGUCCAGUUGCAAAGACCGUCUCUGCCUUUCCAGGAUGGUCUCCAUGCUGUUCUGUACCUGAAGGCUGGUUCCUGCGGCUUUUCCAUGUCAUCCUCAUCCCCUUUCCCUAAUCAAAGCCUAAAACUCUCCUGACCUGGAGGCCUUGCGCCUGCUCUGGAUCACGUCCUGUAGCUAAGGAACCAGCGCCAGGUGGAGCAGCGCCCGUGACUGCCCCUGGCUCUUCCUCCUGCCACGGUCUUUCAUACGCCGUGAGUGGCCUGCUGUCUGAGCUCUUCCGGGCUGCCACUGUUAGUGCAGGUCAGUGAUCCCUUGGAGUCUGAAUUUCACAAAGCUUUUUUAUCUUCAGUUCCUAAAAUAUAAUCUGAUAAUUAAUGGUUUGUGGGAUCCAUUCUGAAGUGCAAUUAGAUGGAUGUAGGCUCCCGCCGUUCGGAGGGAAUUACUGGCGUUUAUCUUCCUUUCCUCGAUGCCAGAAGGUUGAAGUCUGCUAGUGCAGUGUCUACACAUCAGGCAGGGCCCCCUGCCACAUUGUGUGGCCUGACCCCUUGCGGAGGGCAGGGCCCAAUUAUAUCACUCACCCUCAAGCUACAGGCUGGCAGAACACAAGCCACCCCUUUUUUCUAAGCACAUGUCACAUUACCAAGUACAAGCAGGGGUAGGGGGUCAAUUUGUGUCAUGGUCGGGACUUGUAUUGCCAUCACACAUUGCUGGGGAGACCGAAGGUGGAACCUUAACAGUGACCAGUGUGUUCGUGUCUGGCCAUCCUGCUUUGUGCAGGCAGCUGGGCCACGUACCCCAGGCAUCUGCUCCUGCCCCAGUGGGUCCUCAUUUCGAUAUGCAAAUCACUUGAGCUGGUCUGCUCAGGGAUCUUCCCAUUCCGAAGUAAAUGAAGUUUUCAAAGGCAUGUUGGCCUCAAAAGCCGAAAACUGACCAGAAGAUGGUGCUCAAACCUUUAAGACUUCGCCUCCAUGGAAGGCCCUCAGUGCUUCUGCCGAGACUGUCUCUAUCUUAAGGUUUUUCAGUCCAGUGAGCUGUCAGAGCAGGAGAGCUCUUGAUCUGCAGGGGUGCAAUGGCUCUGAAUCUCUCCUGGCACCAGAGAAAACCCACUGACAGAGAGUGGAGUGGCCCGUGCCACAGGGCCUGAGCCAGGCCCAGCGGACGCGCUCCUCACAAGCUGUGGGCAGGACUCCUUCCAGCCAGAAAACAAAAGAAAGUCAAAAAUUAAUUGCUGAGGGCCUGUAGGGGAAAGUGAUUUUUCUUUUUAGAAAGUCUUCUGAGUAAUGAAAACUAUAUGUUUUAAAUCCAAGUUUCAGAUCCUUUUGGGUACUGAGAGGCCCUUUCUCGGGUUUCUGACAGAGACCCAGAUGGUGGCAGGACACUCAAUUUCUUCCGGAUCACCAGACUUGCAGUUGCUCUGCCAGGAGCGAUCGAGAGCCGGCCUCCCUGCGGGCUGCACUUCCCUGCGGCACACUCGGCAGGAGGCACGGCCCCUGCUGGUCCUCAGCGAGACGGAGGGGUCCGUCCUGAGUCCAGCCUGCUCUGAGCGCACCUCCGCAGGACGCCGCACUGCCAAGGAGUUCAGUGUUGCUCCCUGGAGACGCCCGCGCUUGGAUUUUAUUGUAGGAAGAGUUUUUCUAGCCAUUUUAUUACUUUCUCGACUUCUGCCCAAGAGCCCUUCUGAGUUGCUGCCGCAGAGGACAUUGUCACCUGUCUCUUUAGUCCACACCACUGGUCUCACAUGGCAGUGGGGUUCUCUUUGCCUCGGUGCUAUGGGUGCUGCCCUGUGGCCUCCGGGCUGACCCCUGGGGCAUUGGCAGGGGUGUGGAGGAGUCUGGGCUUCUUGGGACACUUGGAUUUGUUUGGGGGACCCCAAACCUCCCUGCUCCCAGAGAGCAUAAGGCAGCUGGUGGGGAGGGACGGGCAGGCAGACUCCAAGCUGGAGCCUAAUUCUGUGGGAAUGAUGGGGAUCCCUCAUGGAACAGGAUUUGCCCAUCCCGGGUAAGUGAGAGAGCAAAUAGAUGAGUCAAGAGCAAGGAUUGCUGUAGAAUGCUGGGACUGGCCAGGUACGUGAGCAGAGCCGGGGACCAGAGGGGCAGCGACACAGGGCUGUACUCGUUUACUGUAUAAAGCCUCUCUCUUCUGUCCCAGAAGCUCUGUGGUUGGAAAGCUGAGCCCAGUGAGUAUCAUGGUUACAGUGUACAGGCUGGGUUCCUCUGUUGAUUCAGGCCCUCAGGAAGCAUUCUGACUCUCCCUCCCACCAACCACAGAACGCACGUCAGCCUCCUCCCCCAGGGGAGGGCUCUGAUGGUCCGGGGGUGAGGGAUGAAAUGAGGUCCAGCCCGAUGGGGGUGAAUGGGGAGACAAGGUCCCUGUUCUCUGCUCACGGUCUAAAGCAGGAAUACUCCCAGAGUCGAGGAGAAAGAUGAGAGGGACCCAAAGAGUCUCUCACCCCAGGUGAUAUUGCAGUCACCACAGGCCGAUGACAUGGUAAUGGGGUGGCUGUGCCUUUAAAUCUCAUGUGCCUGAGGUUUGUAGAUUGACUAAGGGAUGGAAGAAACUGCUAACCUUACAGAGAAUGGGUCUAGGGGAUAAGCAGUAUUUCUAGUAAAUGGACUAGACAGUUGGACUGUGGUGGAGAGAAUACUGAGAGGCUGCAAGCAGGCCUCCCAAGGGAAGAAUUCAGCAGCCCAGCCCCGCUCCACUUGGCCCAGUGUAUCCCUGGGAGAAAAUGGGAGUAAAAGAAAGAUCCGGGGUUGAAGGGAGUGUCGAAGGCAAGGUGAUAAUUGUUUUGUUGCCAUGGAAAACCUGGAGCUGGUAGGACUUGGGCCAAAAGCUCAGAAGAACAGCCAGAACCCAGAAGCUUGCCACACCUACGACGGGGCCUGUAAGGGAGAAAGGAGCUGUCUGUGCUUUGGGGACUACGUUGUCGGGGGGCGGGAAAUCAUCCCUGGGCUAAUUUAGAUCACUUCCAAAUCGUGGAAGUGUUUAUUGUUUCCUUUACAGAGGCCAGCCCCACCUGCCACCACCCAUGGCCAGGACGGCUAGCCAGCACGUGAUGCUGUAUAAAUUGGAUUAGAAACCAUUAUUCAUGUUCAACUUGCACUACUCUAUAUAAAUAAAAUAUGUACUUUGAAAAAAAC